ACGUCUUCGAGAGGGAAAAUCAAAAAAAUUGAAACACAAACAGAGAGAGAGAGAGCAGUGAGCAUCAAUGGAGUCGAGGAGGCUCCCAAGCAGUAGUAGCUCAGAGAAGAAGCUUAAACGACGAGAGAUUCUGGAAAAGAAGAAGGCAAUCGAUCAACUUAUCAAAGCUGCUUAUGCUCAAAACGAUCAUCUCGAUUAUUUCCCGCCAUUUCGCCAUUUCCAAAGGAAUGGCGUGUGUGUGCAUUUGGAAUCUGGGCGUGGGGAUAAACUUUCCUCUUCUGAGAAGCACUACAUUCAAAAUCUGCUAAAGGUCAAUAUGGAGGGGCCUUAUGGCUCUGAGUGGCCCACAGAGGAAAAGGUGAAGCGUAGAGAAAUGGUUGCCCCUGAAGCACGUUACAUUUUUGUACGUGAGGGCAAACCUCCAAAUGCAAGUGCUACUGAAGAUAAAGCCCCUAUUGUUGGAUUUGUACAUUAUCGGUUUACCUUGGAGGAAGAGGUCCCGGUUCUCUAUGUGUAUGAACUACAGCUUGAGCCUCGUCUUCAGAGGAAAGGACUAGGGAAAUUCUUGAUGCAAUUGAUUGAGCUAAUUGCUCGUAAGAACUGCAUGGGUGCUGUGGUGCUAACUGUUCAAAAAACAAACUUGUUAGCAAUGAAUUUCUAUUUAAGUAAGCUGAGAUAUAUCAUAUCAAGUAUAUCACCAUCAAGAGUUGAUCCAUUGACUAGAGUUGACAAGAGUUAUGAAAUUCUCUGCAAAGUAGUCGAUCAGGAAUAUAAAACCGUGUUGGAGGAGAGCGGAUGAGCAGAGCCGUGCCAAUUUCAUUCUGAUUCUUGAAAGUUUUUAAGAUUUGGCAUGCAGUCAUUCCGAGAAUCCGAGUCAGAUGAUGAAGGGACCAAAUACAUCAAAAUCAACUCAGGGAUCAUAAUCUGGUUAGAAUUGUAGCCAGUGAACUUCUAUUUUGGUGGUAUAAUGUGAAUAUGCUUGUGCUUGUUAUUUCACAAGUAAAUCUGAAAGUAGAACUCUUUUAUUGUUAUUGUUAUUUAUAUAAAGGAUUCAUGAAGUAAACCUAUUACAGCAUUGUUCAAUACGAAG
Pistacia vera is the source of this 1090-nucleotide messenger RNA. Its product is annotated as N-alpha-acetyltransferase 40. The transcript has 9 exons. The record is from RefSeq and is a predicted model, not a curated record. NCBI's taxonomy places the organism in Eukaryota, Viridiplantae, Streptophyta, Magnoliopsida, Sapindales, Anacardiaceae. Gene Ontology annotation, molecular function: histone H4 acetyltransferase activity; histone H2A acetyltransferase activity; protein N-terminal-serine acetyltransferase activity. The coding region runs from base 68 to 799 and encodes 243 amino acids. Gene Ontology annotation, cellular component: nucleus.